Closterium sp. Naga37s-1 is the source of this 1131-nucleotide messenger RNA. Lineage: Eukaryota; Viridiplantae; Streptophyta; Zygnematophyceae; Desmidiales; Closteriaceae. The record is from the annotation of a GenBank genome assembly.
AUGUUCCAGAAGCUCAGCAUUUCCUCUCUGAGCAGCUCCGCCGCUCUCUCCGGCGCGGCUCUCCCCGCCGCCUCCGCUAGGGUUUCGUUCGCUCCCACCACCCGCAGCGCGCCGCUGACCAUCGAGGCUGCGCACAAGAAGGGGUCCGGUAGCACGAAGAACGGCCGCGACUCCAAGGCUAAGCGGCUAGGCGUCAAGGUGUACGGCGAUCAGCCGGCCAAGGCAGGGAGCAUUAUCGUUCGUCAACGUGGCACAACGUUCCACGCGGGCUCCAACGUCGGCGUGGGCAAGGACUACACUCUGUACUCGCUAGUGGACGGCCUCGUGAAGUUCGAGCUGUAUGGCCCCGACAAGAGGAAGAAGGUGAGUGUGUACCCGGCGACAGAGGAGAAGCAGGAGAACCCCGACUCGCGGAAGGUGAGGAAUCGGGAGAAGUUCCGGCAGCAGAGGGAGAAGAGGCGGGCGCGCCUGGCGGCAGCAGAGGAGGCGUUUAUGUUUGCUGCCGGCUCACCGCUCAUCUCUAUUGCGUCUGCUGCUCCUGAGGCGGCUGUGGAUGGCGACAGUGUUGCGCGCAAGGUGGAGCUGAAGACGCGGAGGGACACUGCGGACCCGUCGGCGCUGCAGAAAUGCGCCGAUUUUGUGACGGCGUACAUGAUGGGUUUCAGCCUCACCCACUCCUCUCUGCCUCCCCGUCCCUCUCCGUCCCUCCCCGCGCGCAAGGUGGAGCUGAAGACGCGGAGGGAUACGGCGGACCCCUCGGCGCUGCAGAAAUGCGCCGAUUUUGUGACGGCGUACAUGAUGGGUUUCAGCCUCACAGACGCCAUCGCCAUGCUGCGAAUCGAUGACCUCUAUAUCGAGUCGUUCGAGAUCAAGGAUGUGAAAACGCUCAGAGGGGAGCACUUAUCUCGAGCCAUCGGACGGCUGUCAGGUAAAAACGGCAAGACCAAAUUCACGAUUGAGAAUGCCACACGGACACGUAUCGUGAUUGCUGAUUCCAAGAUCCAUGUGCUUGGGGCAUAUGCAAACAUCCGCGUGGCGCGAGACGCGCUCUGCUCGCUCAUUCUUGGGUCGCCAGCUGGCAAGGUGUACUCAAAGCUGAGAACAGUCGCGGCGAGGCUGUCGGAGAGAUGA